Molecule: messenger RNA, 3045 nt
Organism: Mycena indigotica
Lineage: Eukaryota; Fungi; Basidiomycota; Agaricomycetes; Agaricales; Mycenaceae
Exons: 4
Coding region: 1-3045 (1014 amino acids)
Source: RefSeq, a predicted model, not a curated record
AUGUAUGCUGACUUGGGCUACCUCAACUCGUACCUUGGUCGUCAAACUCUUUCCCUUUCUCGCCCACGGUGGACCACCAGCGAUGAUUACGUUCUGGAAGCAUUCGAUGACCCCUCUUUGGACGCGACAGCAGUCGUUUAUUCUGCACGAACACAAGGCUUUGCGGCGGAUCUCAACUGUACUGCAGUCGCAGUCUCAGAUGGUGGCAAGACGAAGAUCAUAUCCAACGAUCUUCCCGCGCCUGGCUUCAACGAGACGCUUUAUGGGACAGCGUUUUCUGUCAACAUCACCACCGCAAAUUGCCAACUUACUUAUCCCCUCACCGACACGAACACCGUUGUCUUCCACAGUGGUGUAAACGUCACGGCAGUUGAUCCAUCGUAUUUCGGUCGAAUUUACAAUCAUACGUGUCCUGGCUCUGGGCCAACAAGCACGAUCAUUGCUAUGAUUCGUACUGUUGGAGUGGGCAACUUUACUGCGAGUGGGAGUUUCGCCUUCGAGUGCUUUCCGACAUACACUCAAAGCAUAUUCUCUGUUUCUGCUCCAGCAUCUGCUGGCCGACCGGUUACUGCAUCAUUGAUCCCAUCGUCUUCGCAAACGAUCUCAGUUCCAGCUUGGGAUGGCAUUCUCGCCAAAGUCAAUACAUCAACCUCUGCAGGCCGUGGCGUACAUGCGACCCCACCGGCGCUGGGUCAGGAGGACGACCCAUUCGACAUAUGGGGUAAUGAUGUUCUGAAUGCAGAGCAAUGCGAUUGCGAUCCUUGGUUCUUCCUCCUGGCUCAUGCCCAGAACCUUACCCUUGCUCAACUUGGCAACGAUAAUAUCUUGCUGAAUGCAAGUCGGAGUACUUACUCGGGCCUCUGGACGGAUUUCGCCCAAACCAAGCUGAUGAACACGUCUCCUGCAUCCUCAGAGCGCUUGUUGGGCCAGGUCGCAACCACCUCUUCUCAGCUUGUUGCUCGACAAGCGAGCGUCCGAAUUGCGCAAGCGGCGUUGGCCGUGCUUGUGGUCGUGGCAGUUAUUGUCUUCGUGUUUCAGCCGCGAGCAAAUUUGCCGGUCGACCCUGCGUCGAUAGCUGCGCAAGCCUUUUUGCUCCAGCACAGCCGGGAGGAAAUCGCAGAGGUUGUACGAGACACGUCGACGAUGACUACAGCGCAAACACUUGCAGCUCUGGAAGAUUGCGAGUUUGCGAUCCAACACAACCGACGCCUGGAGAUUUUGACAAGAAGGAGUGGUCAGCCUGGGCAGAUUCCAAUGGGGACCACUUCUGCUCCCUCUUGGCGUCCCGUAGUCCUCAGCCCGGUCUUCAAGAUCAGUUUGGGAUUUGUCAUUCUCAUGACUAUCGUCGGGCUAGAAAUUGCUCUCAGACAAAGCGACAAGGACCAUGGAUUUGCGGACCUUCAUUCCGAGUCGGAAACAUCGUGGACCUACUUCGCCCCCAUCUACCUCUUCUUCCUUGGUCUUUUAGUGUCAUCAUACACAUUUAGCAUCAGCGCGUUAGAACCGUUUUUGCUCAUGAGUCAGUCUCCGCAAGUGGCCAGCAAGUCUGUGCGCUACACUCCCGCUCAACGGACGUCGGUUGGAUUGGCGUUUCACGCAAUUCGAUACCGGAGCUAUAUUGGCCUCGCAUGCGCAACCAUAAUGCUCCUCAUCCCUUUCCUCAAGAUCGCGGUUUCUGGUCUUAUCACCACUGAAACAUUCUCGGUUCAGAGCACAUCCAGUGUCGAUCUGCUCACCAAGUUCAACACGACUACGGUUUUCCCGCUGAACGACAAUGAAGACGAGGCACUGGUGAAGAUGUACUCCCCCGGCCAACUUCUUGCACUAUCGCAGAUUCCGAAAUAUAAUCUCCCGCUCCCGAAAUGGACCACACCCGAAGCAGCUGUGGGACAAGUUGAUCUGGGACAACUCGGGGCGCUUACCUCGGGACGUGCCAACUCGACAGUAACACUCCCGCUGCCAGUUAUGCGUGGCGCUCUUGAGCAAUGUGCUCCCCUUACCGACUACACGAUCGUUAACACUCUGAGUGGCGCAAAGGCAGUAAAUCUACCACCCCCGCCGACAUACGUCGACAGUGGAGGUACAAGUCGGUGCAAUAUGACCGGAAGAAUCAACAUGAUUCUGCGCGACGGGAGGGAAAAUGCGACAUUCACUUUGCCGUCACAACCCGGUUAUUUCGGGCAGAUUUUUGCCCCCUGGUGUGGUGGCUACGUCCUGAUAUUCGGUCGAACGAAGGACUCGGAUGCAAGUCAGAUCGAUAAGACAACAGUGGUAAAAUGCGAUACAUAUAGUCUUGCUCAGUCCACGCAAAAGGUCACGCUUUCUUACUCUGCCCAGAACGUGCAGAUUUUAUCCAUCGACCCCACCACCACAGACCUCAUCCCAAUGCUGUCUUUCCCGUACAACGAGUCGGGGUAUGUGACCAGGACCAUGCCGAACCAGAAUGCGUUCACCCUUGGGCCAACACAAUCCUCCAAUACAUUCAUGGAGAUUAUGAUACUCCACAACAGCUCGGCACCUCCCUCGGCCUACCUCGAUCCCGACUUCCUGACCAACGCUGCCCAAAAGCUCUACGCGAGCUACUGGUCGAUCUUCGCGUCACUCAACCUCGUCAUCCCCGUUAAUCAGUAUGCAUAUGGCAAUCAGAGCGGCCCCGCGCGGCUGCCGGUUGACGCGACGCUACAGUAUAGCCACCAACGAAUCGUCCAAGCCCGCACACCGACGAGGAUUCUCCAGGCGUUGUUGGCUGCAAUGUUGGGACUGGGGGUGUUGACAAUAUUUGCCGGUGCUCGAAAGCCGUCAACGAGUGGCGGGGUCGUUUUGGCUGGUGGAGGCGGCAUUGCGCUGACAAAGCCACCGUACUCGAUUGGCUCGACGAUGGCACUGUUAGUGGAUAGCACUUUUGUGGAGGUGGAAGGCUUGCGGGACGUUCGGAGGGAGGAAGACCUUGAUGUGUUGUUAGCACCGUAUCGGUUUGGACUUGGAUGGGGCUCUAAUACGAAGGGUGGGCAACGGUUUGGCAUUGACAUUACCGGGGAGAAAUAA